AUGAAAGUCAUUUCAACGAAUCCCUACGAAACCAGGUGUCUCGGAUCGUUUGAGGAAUCGUCUCUUUUAGUGUCACCGGCGGUGAUCAACGGUGUGACCGGACGUCACUCUCCGGGUACGUGGCUCACACGAAAAUGUGAGAUUUCAGCCAGAUUUGCCUAUCAAACGGUCGCCACUCGGUUUGACCCAUAUGUACCGAGAAGGUUCUCGACGCAGGAUGUCUCGACGCCCCGACGCUGCCUCCCCACUGCUGGAUCAUCGAUGGACAACGUGGGACCACCCUCGGAGUACCAGGUAAGUAGAUAACGGAUACGUUUAAUUAAUCGGUCAAUUUCUGUUUCAGGUAUUUCACCCGA
Messenger RNA from Temnothorax curvispinosus, 356 nucleotides. RefSeq lists its product as uncharacterized. The transcript has 4 exons. NCBI's taxonomy places the organism in Eukaryota, Metazoa, Arthropoda, Insecta, Hymenoptera, Formicidae. The record is from RefSeq and is a predicted model, not a curated record. Bases 1 to 306 code for a protein of 101 amino acids.